GCACCCUACAUGGUGUCAUUGACUUCACCCGACAAGAAACGAGUCCUCCUUGCUGAGAUUAUCAUUCGUCCAGACGAACUUCAAGGUGAACCGCCCAUUUGUGUUGCCUUUCCUUACGCCUUCAACGAUGAUGAUGAUUUUAUGAGUGGAAAUGGAAAUGUCACUGUUACUCUAGACAGUAAUCCAAAUUUUGAAUUCAAUGCGGAUUGCACUAGACUGUGUCUCAAGAUGGAUAAGAAAAGGGGUGUGAAUAGGUCUAUUACACCUCCACCACCCGGUCGGUAUUCAUUGAAUGUACUGGCUCAAGACAAUCCCAAGGAGAUCAUACAUCGACUGACAAAACGUUUUCCUGUACGUGUGCUCAUUCAAAGUCCCAUGCAGGACAACACUCCACCCCUGGGAGCACCAAUACGCCAGGAAGCUGUGUCACUCUUUAAGUCCUCACGAGCAAUGGGCGAUCCUCCACCUCGACACUCAGGAAAGUCGCCUGCAACAGGUCGUAUCCUCGGCACUCUUCAACGACCAUCUUCUACUACACCCAAUCGUGGUGUAAAUAGUAGUUGGGAGUACAGAAAUGUCACAGUUAUUGCUGUUUUAGUGUGCAUGGCGUGCAUACUUUGCAUUAUUCUUUUGGCAAUUCUUCUCUUCAUGAAGAAGUGUGCAUAUAUGAGGAAUUUUAUCAUCAAAGAUCCUCCUCGUCCUGAUGCUCAGUCGUGUGGACUAAAUGCCCCGACACCGGUGACACUGCACGACCUCUCACCAAAGAGUGGCAAAUUUGCCACUGUGGGACGCUAUCCUGCCUUCGAGACGGAUCGCUAUCCCUGUGUUGACAUUAAAUCUCAAAUGGUAGUAACAAUACCGCCGGGUUCUGAGAAGAGUUUUACCAUCACACCAAGUGGACAGAUUGUGGGAAGUGUGAUUUAUGGAGAUGAGACUACUCAAAUGAGUCCACUACUUACACAAAAGAACAAUUUGGUGAUACCAGUGUGUCAUGGUGGUAGUCUACAGAAGGUCUCCUUCGGUCCAAUCUAUGGCACGGCUUGUGUGUCUGGUUCACGUCCUCCAACAGCGUCUAUCACCAAAUCGCCUAUUUGCUCCAUUUCUCUUGGAUCGCAAUAUGCCUCUCAGACACCCGUAAACACCACAACUCAAUCCAAAAGUCAAACUUAUAGUGUUCUACUACCCUCCAAGUCGUAUGAUGAAUUGCUUCACUGCUCUUCAAUAAAACCAAGUCCACUUAACUGUCAACAGCAUCAAUCCUUGCUAACUGCCUACAACAAUGUUGGAAAGAAGCAUCAAGAGGACUAUCAAAGUCCAUCAGUACAAACAAUCACUCCUGAUGAUCGUAAUUCUGUCUCUUUGAACUACAACUCAAAUGUCUCCUUCACUCCUCUCCACUUGACUCCAUCGUCUAGCCAAUCACCUUCUGGCAUUACCGACCCCUGUGGCUGCGGACAAGCCAGUUUUGUCUAG
Messenger RNA from Hydatigera taeniaeformis, 1473 nucleotides. The record is from the annotation of a GenBank genome assembly. Lineage: Eukaryota; Metazoa; Platyhelminthes; Cestoda; Cyclophyllidea; Taeniidae.